ACAUGAAACCUAACAUUUGUCUUCAUUUCCCGGAAAACAAACUUGAUUUUCUCGCUGAUCCUUUGCAAUGUUAGUGUUCCGCAUACGAAGCUUGUAGAAACACCCUUUGCACUUCGAAGUGCACUUAUCUGCAACAGAGGCAGGAAUUGUCUUGGGCUACUAGAAAUCAUCGUCAUGAACUCCCUGAACCAACAGUAUGAGGAGAAGGUGCGUCCCUGCAUCGACCUCAUCGACUCUCUUCGCUCUCUGGGUGUAGAGAAGGACUUGGCUCUGCCUGCUAUCGCCGUCAUCGGAGACCAAAGCUCGGGGAAGAGUUCGGUUUUGGAGGCGCUGUCAGGGGUGGCUCUACCAAGAGGAAGUGGCAUUGUGACAAGAUGUCCUCUCGAACUGAAGAUGAAGAGAAGGACAACAAAAGAGGGGUGGUACGGGAAAAUAAGCUACCUGGACUUUGAGGAAGAGCUAAAAGACCUUCAAGGUGUGGAGAAGAAGAUUAGAGACGCUCAGAAUAAAAUAGCCGGGACCGGUUCUGGGAUCAGUCAUGAACUCAUCAGUCUGGAAAUCGCCUCUCCUGAUGUUCCCGACCUGACGCUCAUUGACCUGCCUGGCAUAACCAGGGUGGCUGUAAAUGGACAAAAAGAAAACAUUGAAAAUCAGAUAAAGAGCCUGAUCCAGCAUUUCAUCAGAAAACAAGAAACCAUCAGCUUGGUGGUUGUCCCCUGCAAUGUGGACAUAGCAACCACAGAAGCUUUGAAGAUGGCCCAGGAGGUGGAUCCUGAUGGAGAGAGGACUCUGGGGAUCUUGACCAAGCCUGACCUGGUGGACAAAGGCACAGAGGAUUCAGUGGUUAACAUUGUCCAUAAUGAGGUUUUCCCCCUGAAGAAAGGCUACAUGAUCGUCAAGUGCCGGGGGCAGAAGGAGAUCAAAGACAAAGUGUCUCUUACUGAAGCGUUAGAAAGAGAGGAAGCCUUCUUCAGCGAACAUGCCUAUUUCAAGAUUCUCUACGAGGAAGGCCAUGCCACUGUUCCUAAACUGGCGGAAAAACUCACUCUUGAGCUGGUGCAUCAUAUCAAGAGAUCUCUGCCUCGACUGGAAGAACAGAUAGAGAAAAAACUAAAGACCACUCAGGCAAGUCUGGACAAAUGUGGCCAUGGACCCCCACCAGACGCAACAGAGAGAAUCGGUUUUCUCAUUGAUAGAGUGACAGCAUUUACACAACAUGCCAUCAGUCUCGCCACAGGGGAGGAACUAGAAUUUGGAGGCAGGCCAAAUAUCUUUUCCAUUCUCAGGAAAGAGUUUGCUGCAUGGAAAGAUGUCAUAGAGAACUCUGGAAUACAAUUCCACUGGAAUCUUGAGGAGGAGGUGACUCAGUAUGAACGAAAGUACCGUGGAAGAGAGUUGCCAGGCUUCAUCAACUACAAGACGUUUGAGGGCAUGGUCAAAGAGCAGAUCAAACAGCUGGAAGGGCCUGCUGUACUGAAACUCAAGGGAGUAACAGAAAUUGUAAAGAAAGAGCUGUUUGAGUUGGCGCAGAGUAGCCUCGUUGGACUUCCUAACCUCAUCAAAAUAGCUCAGAUGAAGAUUGAAUCUAUCACAAAGGAGAAGGAUGCUGCAGCAGAGUCCAUUCUGAGGACUCAGUUUAAGAUGGAGAUGAUUAUUUACACCCAGGACGGCACAUACAGCAAGAAGUUAGGGAAGAGGAAGAGGGAAGCAGUAGAGCCUAUUCCGGCUCAGGGUACCUUUGGGUUCCAAACGAUCCCCAUGAAUACUGUGAACAGCAGUAACAGUGGGGCCACCCUCAAAGAGAUGUCCAAACACCUUAAAUCCUAUUACCAAAUUGCUGGCCAGCGUUUGGCUGACCAGAUCCCGCUGGUGAUCCGCUACCAUGUGAUGCAGGAGUCUGCCCUCCAGCUGCACAGGGAGAUGCUGCAGAUGCUUCAGGACAAGGAGAAAACCGAGUGCUUGCUUCAAGAGGACUUUGCAAUGGAAAAAAAGAGAAAACAACUGCAUCAAAGCCUCAAGCGCAUGUUAGGGGCACGCGUUCUGUUGAAUGAUUUCAGCAUGAACAUAUACAACUUCAGCACAACCCCACGAAAACGCAAACCUUAAAAAUCGGAUUCCUGAUUAAAGAAGUUGGUUGGGUUUUCACCUCCAUCACAUUUGUUUUCUUUUGCUGAUUUGUGAUGUUAUUAGUCACUUAAACUAGAAAAGUGAGUACAAUAAAGAGUGGCUAUUGAUAAGUGAUCCAAUUUUAUAUUAUCAUUAAUUAUUUGCCUUUUAAUUCAUUUUUCUCAUAAAUAUUAUGACGUGUUAUUGUUAUAUAUACCGCUUCUUACAUUUGACUUUUACUCUUAUUUUUUAUUCUUAUUGACCUUGUGUGAACUCUUAUCUGUACUUACCUUUGUCUCUCUGUGGCAGCUUUAACAACUGAAUUUCCCUAUGGGCACCAAUAAAGGUCUAUUAUCGUA
Messenger RNA from Eleginops maclovinus (Patagonian blennie), 2465 nucleotides. Its product is annotated as interferon-induced GTP-binding protein Mx-like. The record is from RefSeq and is a predicted model, not a curated record. The transcript is spliced from 12 exons. The coding region runs from base 175 to 2106 and encodes 643 amino acids. Gene Ontology annotation, cellular component: cytoplasm; membrane; microtubule. Gene Ontology annotation, molecular function: GTP binding; microtubule binding; GTPase activity. NCBI's taxonomy places the organism in Eukaryota, Metazoa, Chordata, Actinopteri, Perciformes, Eleginopidae. Gene Ontology annotation, biological process: defense response to virus.